Messenger RNA from Alternaria ethzedia, 1278 nucleotides. RefSeq lists its product as uncharacterized. Bases 1 to 1278 code for a protein of 425 amino acids. The record is from RefSeq and is a predicted model, not a curated record. The transcript is spliced from 3 exons. NCBI's taxonomy places the organism in Eukaryota, Fungi, Ascomycota, Dothideomycetes, Pleosporales, Pleosporaceae.
AUGGCGGGCGCGGACGAACAAGACAAUGAGACAGCUUAUCAGACUCCAAACAAAGCAUCAGACUCCCGCGAAUCACGCGAUACGCACCAAAGACCAGGACUAAACCGCCAUGACUCGCGACUAUCUGCCAUCUUUGCUCCGAAAGGGUCCGGCAUCGGUGAAGCAAAAGCCUCCUCUCCGCCACAAAAGGUCGGGACCUCUUUGCCAAAAUUGACGAGGUAUCAAAGGAUCCAGCCGACUGCAGUCAAGAGCAAAGAGAACCAAGGCAUUCGAAACCCUGCUGGCAGUGAGAAGCCUACUAAGACGAAGUCGCGAAUGUUGAACGCCCUCAAAAAGCUCGAAGACACCUACGAAUACUCGUCCAUUGGGUCUAAACAGGUCCGCUUGCUUAUCGUCAAGCCAGGACAAGAAGAUGACGACAUCAACGCAAUCCUACAGGUCGUUGAUGAAGAUCAACUUGGGAACGAUGAUUAUUGCUACGAAGCUCUUUCGUAUCACUGGGGCGAAGGCGAUGAUUUGCACAGCAUCAUCAUCAACGACGAAUGGGCCACGGAGCCCAUAAAGGAUUUCACGGCCGCGGUACUCAGUGCUCAGAAGAAGCUUUAUGCAAAGCGUCAUUAUGUGCGACCAAAUCUGUAUAGUGCUCUGAAACGGCUGAGAGCACAGGAUAGGCAUGUGGCGUUGUGGGUAGAUGCACUCUGCAUCAACCAGGAAAACGAUGCUGAGAAGACGGUUCAGGUCAUGAAGAUGAAUCAGAUAUACCAGAAAGCAUACAGCGUCUGUAUCUGGCUAGGUCUGGACGAUCCGGACUUCCAUUCGAGUAAAGCGAUGACUUUUAUCAAAGAUGUGGUCGACCUGAACAAGCUGAACAAUCUCCUCACCGACGAUCGUUACAUCCCGCAGUGGGCAAGUCUAUUCCAACUGCUCAAGUGGAGCUGGUUCUCGCGACGUUGGGUCAUCCAGGAACUAGCACUAGCUCAGCAGGCUACCGUUCAUUGCGGUCAAUCUGAAGUUCAUUGGAACGAUUUCAGGGAUGCGAUCGGAAUUUUCCAUCGCUACUUCAAGUCACUGCAACCAAGGAUACAAAACCCUAGACUCGGCGGCAGUCCGAUAUCUGAUCUAGAACCUCUUGGAGCGAAACUACUUGUGGAGAUGACGAGUAACCUAUUUCGAACUAAAUCAAACGGCUCGUCUGAAUCGACCAUGAGCUUGGAAAAGCUGUACAUCCGAUCCGCGCGACACUAUCAACUGUUUGCGCAACCUUUCCAAGGAGCUUAA